UGCGACUAAAUGAAACAAUCCAAUCACUUCAAAAGAGAAAUAUAACGAUGGAGAUGACCGCUUAGUAAGGGUUUAAAAGUUCAAAACGGGGUGACUUUAAACGGAACCAAAAUGAUCUUAACAAGGAGAGGCAAAGUUGCCACUUUUUUGAUUUUUAUCCUUGGUUUGACCACCUUUCUCUUGUACGCCUCAUACCAAGCGGAGUUCGGACAAGAAAUUAGCCAACCCACUCACAGCAAAAGAACAAUGGGUACAGUAAUCAGUCAAAAUGCUGUUCUAUUUCAAGCGUAUGCCACAGAAAAGACGACAGAGAAUUCAUCUCCAAAGGUUUUCAUUUAUCUCACUCAAACAGAGCAAUGUCUUCCUCCAACCUUGGCCUCUUCCUCCGAGAUCGGCGACCCCGAGACAUGUAACUGUGAUGUCAUAGUGCUAAGCUUUAGAAAAAAAUGCCAAGUGCAAAAGACGCCUCACAUCACUUAUCUGUUCAAUCCCAAUACUGGAUGGGGAACAGGACGAAAUGUGCUGUAUUUUGCUGUGAAAGCAAGAUUACCGAGAUACCUGUAUUACAUUUUUCUGGAUGACGAUGUGGUGCCUCGUUUCAAUUCAUUUGCCCCGCCAGAAAUGAGGAGGCAUCCACCGUUUAGAGUCUUCGAACACUGGCUUCUUGAUUAUGAGCCUGUUGUAGGCGUUUUGGAUAAUCAACAGCAUUAUGGGGCAAUCUGGGCCAUUGAGAAAGGUCGGACAAUAUGUAACAAGACGGACAGUCCCCUUGUGAUACCAACAGUAUGGUUCGAUGGUCUCUUCAAUGCAUAUCAUUAUAAAUCUAUUAACCAUCUUUUCCCUUACCGCACGCAGUAUGAAAAAAUAAGCUGGUGGUCGCUGCAUAGGUACAUGUUUACUGCCGUCGAACUGAUUUUUCGAGGUCAGGCAUUGAUGUUUGUGCCUGUUACUGCGGGUAAUCCCGCCCAUCGCUCAUACCCAAAGUCUUUAAAGGAAAUAGACACAUACUGGAGAGACUACAUCGACACAAUUCGAGAGGAAGCUCCUCUAGUUUACAGAAAUCAAUCCUUAUUUGAAGAUUUUAGGCAGAAUCUCGAGAACUACGUUAUCAACACGAAAACAUAUUGCAUGAAUGUAACACGUCAUCAAUCUAUAAAACCAUACGCUCAUUUUGAUAGUCAGACAGAGAUGUAGUUGAGGAGGUUAGUGAAGAGAUAAUUUCUAGCCGGGCUUUCAGUCCUUUUUUUUUUUAAUAAUACACAUAAAAAAUUACUCAGUUCUGAUUGGUUAAGAUAAGUGCAGUUUUCAGGUAAUUCAAUGCAGAAGACUGAGGGUUAAUUCAGUGCAAAGAGGUAACAAACCAGAUAUUCUGAUUAGUCAAUACUCAAAGAAACUCACAGAUAGCCACUCAAAUGCGAGCCAUGGAUGUCGCAACAUUUGGAUACGCUGAAAAUUUGCGAGCGAAACAAUGGCCGGCGUUUUAAAUAGAUUUUCUUUCGCCACCGAAACGACAACACAGCAGCUGAAAAACAGCUCUAACAACGAAAACACUGUAAAAAGCACUGCUUUUUGGUUGUCGGUUUGGAAAAAGUAGUGUUUAGAGACCCAGCUUAACACAUGAUUAUUAGCUUUGCUAGUACAUAAUUAUGAUGAGCUUUCUCGUAUUUUUUUCAUGGUUAUUAUUAUUACGUAAUCAAAUGAUUUUUCUCGUGCAAUGUGGAAUAAAUAAGCACAUGUUAAUUUUUUUAAGACCACAAAUUGCACUUGCCCUACGGGCUCGUGCAAUUUUGUUAGUCUUUGAAAAAAUUUACUCGUGCUAAUUUAUUCCAAAUUGCACUCGAAAUCAUGUGAUUGCCUAUACUUAUUUUGUCUUAAGUCUGGGCCCAAUCCAACCCGCUCACAUUAUAAGCGACUUUUUUGGUAAAUUUAUUUAACUGUAAUAGUCUUCAAAUUUGUCACUUGGUUUCAGAAAUAAUGAUUCCAUGUAAUAGAAAUAAAAGAAACGUGACUGCCUCCCUGUUUGCUUUUAAACCGAUUGGUACUAUUUAAUGUAAACAUAGCGAGGAUAUAUAAAGCAGGGAUUCGCUAUGGCAUGCACGAUAUUAUUAUACGUGCACAAUUAUUGAAUAUCUCCUAAUUAAAGUAAAUUAAUACUUUACGGAAUCUGAGGUGACUCUGCAACUUUUGUUUUGACCUCCAUUUUCAAACGGAAAUGAAAAUCAACUCAAAGGUCGCGGAGCCACCUCAGAGUCCAUUAAACUAUUAAGUAAUGAAGGAGAAUCUACAUUUCCGUCCUUGUCUAUUUUGGUACUGAAAACUUUUAUAACUUGGUGACCCACUGACCGCUUCACAUAGUCGAACCUCUAACCUCUGAUGACAGUCGGUGUACGUCAUACCAAUUCUAUGGGCCCUGUCCACUCUUCUACGGGUAUUUUUGAAUCCGUAACUAUCUUGAGAGGGAUUUUUAAAAAAAUUGUGUUCACACGCAUCGUAUUCGAAUCGUUUUAAUCCUUCCUAACGUAUCCGAUACGUAUCCGGAUAUCUCGAGGCUUUCUUCAACGGUGCAUGUGCACUAUCAAGAAACUUGAGUCUGUGAUAAAUAUAAGCAGCAUUUGUGUUUGUUUGUA
Pocillopora damicornis (cauliflower coral) is the source of this 2627-nucleotide messenger RNA. RefSeq lists its product as uncharacterized. Lineage: Eukaryota; Metazoa; Cnidaria; Anthozoa; Scleractinia; Pocilloporidae. The record is from RefSeq and is a predicted model, not a curated record.